AUUCGCUCUCGUGUAGCAUCUUUUUUCAGUCAUUCAGAACCUCGAGGAAAGAUCCUAAAGCGCAAAAUGAGUCUCACACCAAAGGACAAGGCCGCAGUUAAGGCCAUCUGGGGAAAGAUCGGCGGCAAGGCUGAUGAAAUCGGAGCCGAAGCCCUCGGCAGAAUGCUGGUUGUCUACCCACAAACUAAGACCUACUUCUCCCACUGGGCUGACCUGAGCCCUGGAUCUGCACCGGUGAAGAAGCACGGAAAGACCAUCAUGGGAGCUGUCGGUGAUGCCGUCGGUAAGAUGGACGACCUGGUUGGAGGUCUCUCAUCUCUCAGCGAACUGCAUGCUUUCAAGCUGCGGAUUGACCCUGCCAAUUUCAAGAUCUUGGCUCACUGCCUUAUCGUUGUCAUUGGCAUGCUGUUCCCAGCAGACUUCACCCCUGAUACUCAGGUGUCUGUGGACAAAUUCUUCCAGAACUUGGCUCUGGCUCUGGCUGAGAAGUACCGUUAAAUUGCGGUGAUGUGCGCACAAAUGUGUGCAAUUCUUUCUCUGACCACACGAGAGUGAAAUAAAAAUUAAAUCAACAAAAGUA
Molecule: messenger RNA, 580 nt
Organism: Sardina pilchardus (European sardine)
Lineage: Eukaryota; Metazoa; Chordata; Actinopteri; Clupeiformes; Clupeidae
Product: hemoglobin subunit alpha
Exons: 3
Coding region: 67-498 (143 amino acids)
Biological process (GO): oxygen transport; hydrogen peroxide catabolic process
Cellular component (GO): blood microparticle; haptoglobin-hemoglobin complex; hemoglobin complex
Molecular function (GO): haptoglobin binding; peroxidase activity; heme binding
Source: RefSeq, a predicted model, not a curated record